CGAAUUUCGCAGCUUUCGUGCUGACUGUGCUCAAAACGGGUCCCGGCUGCCUUCAGCAUCGCCGCGCUGCCCGAGGGCCGCGUGUCUCGGCAGCUGUGUGCGUGCUUUCUGCACCUCUGGCCCCGAGUAUCCGUGAGUUUGCGUGUGUGUGUCGCAGUCUCGCCUGCAGAGAGGAGCCCUCGCCUGCUCCGCUCGCCCAGCUCCUGCUCUAUAGCCGGCGGGAGACGCGCGCCUCCCCAGCAUGGAGCAGACCGAGGUGCUGAAGCCGCGGACCCUGGCCGACCUCAUCCGCAUCCUACACCAACUCUUCUCGGGCGACGAAGUCAACGUAGAGGAGGUGCAGGCCGUCCUGGAAGCCUACGACAGCGACCCUGCCGAGUGGGCGGUGUACGCCAAGUUCGAUCAGUACAGGUAUACCCGAAAUCUUGUGGAUCAAGGAAAUGGGAAAUUUAACCUGAUGAUUCUGUGUUGGGGUGAAGGACAUGGCAGCAGUAUUCAUGAUCACACGGAUUCCCACUGCUUUCUGAAAAUGCUGCAAGGAAAUCUAAAGGAAACAUUAUUUGCCUGGCCUGAUAAAAAAUCCAAUGAGAUGACCAAGAAGUCUGAAAGAACCUUGAGAGAAAACCAGUGUGCCUACAUCAAUGAUUCUAUUGGCUUACACCGAGUAGAGAAUAUCAGCCAUACAGAACCUGCUGUGAGCCUUCACCUUUACAGUCCACCUUUUGAUACAUGCCAUGCUUUUGAUCAAAGAACAGGGCAUAAAAACCAAGUCACCAUGACAUUCCACAGCAAAUUUGGAAUCAGGACUCCAUUUCCAACUUCAGGUUCACUGGAGAACAAUUAAGAAGCGCCAGCUCUGCAGAGUUUUGCUUUAAGGUGUGCUGAAUGUUUGGCUUGGACCAGAAGGCCUUCCACUGUUUGAUGUACAGUAAUACAUAUAAAUAAGCCAAUACUUAGAUCUACUGUAAGGCAGAUACUAAUGAUAAGGCGUUAAUAAGCAGGUAACGCCCUGAGCAGUAUACUGCAGAAGAAAAAAAUCCCAUUAAAAAGUCUUGAAAUUUAGCCAGGCAUGGUGGCACAUGCCUGUA
This is a messenger RNA of Fukomys damarensis (Damara mole-rat), 1088 nucleotides long. RefSeq names its product cysteine dioxygenase type 1 (gene Cdo1). Gene Ontology annotation, molecular function: cysteine dioxygenase activity; ferrous iron binding. The transcript is spliced from 5 exons. The record is from RefSeq and is a predicted model, not a curated record. Bases 242 to 844 code for a protein of 200 amino acids. Gene Ontology annotation, biological process: L-cysteine catabolic process. Lineage: Eukaryota; Metazoa; Chordata; Mammalia; Rodentia; Bathyergidae.